Molecule: messenger RNA, 1568 nt
Organism: Malus domestica (apple)
Lineage: Eukaryota; Viridiplantae; Streptophyta; Magnoliopsida; Rosales; Rosaceae
Product: lysophospholipid acyltransferase 1-like
Biological process (GO): triglyceride biosynthetic process; phospholipid biosynthetic process; lipid modification
Cellular component (GO): endoplasmic reticulum; membrane
Molecular function (GO): acyltransferase activity
Source: RefSeq, a predicted model, not a curated record
GCAGAUUGAUACUACAAGCCAUGGCCCUGGAGAUGGAAUCCAUGGCCGCCGGGAUCGGCGUCUCGGUCUCGGUGCUCCGUUUCCUCCUCUGCUUCGUCGCCACCAUCCCCGUCAGUUUCAUCUGGCGACUCGUCCCCAGUCCACCCGCCAAGCACCUCUACGCCGCCGCUUCCGGCGCUCUCCUCUCUUACCUCUCCUUCGGAUUCUCUUCCAACCUCCAUUUCUUAGUCCCAAUGCUCCUCGGCUAUGCUUCCAUGGUCUUCGCCCGAAACCAUUGCGGAAUCAUUACCUUCGUACUGGGCUUCGGCUACCUCAUCGGCUGCCAUGUAUUUUACAUGAGUGGGGACGCAUGGAAGGAAGGAGGAAUUGAUGCAACUGGGGCCUUAAUGGUGUUAACACUGAAGGUCAUCUCGUGUGCAAUCAAUUACAAUGAUGGGGUUUUGAAAGAGGAAGGUCUGCGUGAGUCUCAGAAGAAAAACCGGUUGAUUAAGUUACCCUCCUUGAUCGAGUACUUUGGCUACUGCCUCUGCUGUGGUAGUCACUUUGCUGGUCCAGUUUAUGAAAUAAAGGAUUAUCUUGACUGGACAGAAGGAAAAGGGAUAUGGAGCCACUCAGAGAAAGGACCGUCUCCAUCACCCUAUGGAGCAACAAUUCGAGCUCUUCUCCAAGCUGCAUUCUGUAUGGCCUUGUAUUUAUAUUUGGUACCCAAAUUUCCUUUGUCAAGAUUUACUGAGCCCAUAUACCAAGAAUGGGGGUUUUGGAAACGACUGAGCUACCAGUAUAUGUCUGGAUUCACAGCAAGGUGGAAAUAUUAUUUCAUUUGGUCAAUAUCAGAGGCUUCUAUCAUUCUUUCUGGCCUCGGUUUCAGUGGCUGGACAGAGUCCUCACCACCAAAACCUCGAUGGGAUCGUGCAAAAAAUGUUGAUAUUAUAGGCGUUGAGUUUGCAAAGAGUUCAGUUCAGUUACCACUUGUUUGGAACAUACAAGUCAGCACCUGGCUUCGCCAUUAUGUUUAUGAUAGGCUUGUUAAACCUGGAAAGAAGCCUGGUUUCUUCCAGUUGCUGGCUACACAGACCGUCAGUGCUGUUUGGCAUGGCCUCUAUCCUGGCUACAUCAUAUUCUUUGUUCAGUCAGCGUUGAUGAUUGCUGGAUCAAGAGUGAUUUACCGAUGGCAGCAAGCUGUACCUCCAACUAUGGAUGUUGUUAAGAAGAUAUUGGUGUUCAUCAACUUUGCUUACACUGUCUUGGUUCUGAACUACUCCUGUGUUGGUUUCAUUGUAUUAAGCCUUCGUGAAACACUGGCCUCGUAUGGAAGCGUGCAUUUCAUCGGAACCUUUCUUCCCGUAGCAUUGAUCCUACUGAGUUACGUAAUAAAACCUCCAAGGCCUGCGAAAUCAAAGCCCCGGAAGGAAGAGUGAGGUCGUCUGCUGCAAUGAGAUAAGAAGGCACUUCUUUUCCAAGUUUACUUCACCUUGUUUCACAAUGGUUGUAACAUCUGUUCUACCGAAAAUGUUGAUCAUGAUAACUUCCGAAUCAAUGUUUAUUUGAGUAGAGCAUCUGUUUCAUCU